AUGCAUCCAUGUCCCUUAAAGAAGAGGAGGCGGAAUGGUAACGAAGAUGACAGUCACAUUCCCCAGACAAAGCGUAGUACCAGAAAUACUGUUCUUCAGGACUCUUGGGACACUGAGAAGGUGGCUGUAACGAAAAACAAUAAGGAACACAGACUAAAAGGAAACAAAUUGUCCUGUGCGUCCUCCAGCAGUGAUAGCGGCAGCAGCAGCAGUUGUAGUAGCAGUAGCAUCAACAGCCCUGACAGAGCAAGUGGUCCAGAAACCAGCUUAAACCAGAUAAUUGCAGGAUCCAGUCCUGUCACCUCUCAGUCCUUCCAUGAGCAAUCUGCACUAAGUCAAGGUCCUUACUUCCACAUCAACCAGAUCCUGAAGGAGGCACACUUUCACAGCUUACAGAAUCGAGGACGCCCUCCUACAUGAUGAACCAGCAGUUCCUUGCCUUCUGUGAAGGGACAGCACUGUGUAGAUUUGAUAUUUCAACUUAAAAGUUUGUUAAAAUGGAAUUGCACAAAACGCCUGUUGCCUUUUCAGUCUAUAUUUGAAAUAACAGGUUAACAGGAAAUUGUUUACUUGUGGUUUGCUGCACUAUUGCAAUGCAAAAGGGGCUUUGAAGCAAUUUUUAUAGGAUUCUUUUUGGGGUGGUUAUAAAGUACAUGUCAAGGUGAGACUGAGGAAUCCACAUCUGUAUUAUAGGAUUGCAUAAUGAGUCCAAUUCCAAUUGACUGCCUAAUCUGUUUGUUAGCAAUUUGUUGCUUUAUGUAAAGUUAUUUCAAACAUUCAUCUUCAGUUUUAUAAGUCUUUUUUAAUUUCAAUAAAAUAGUAAAAAAUUU
This is a messenger RNA of Struthio camelus australis, 830 nucleotides long. The record is from RefSeq and is a predicted model, not a curated record. NCBI's taxonomy places the organism in Eukaryota, Metazoa, Chordata, Aves, Struthioniformes, Struthionidae.